UUACCGGGGGGGACCUGGGAGAUGCCCAGUACGACAUCGAAGCAAAUCGACGUACCUGAGAUCACGGCCGGGUUCGAUACGCUAAAGUCCCUCGCAGACAACCCCGUCGAGCAGUCUCGACAAUCGAUGGUACUGGGGCUUGUCGCACACUCCAACGGCCCCUCCCUGCCCAUGUACGACUCAAUGCUCACCGUCCCCACCGCGGUUGUCCCUGUGGAGCGGCUGCACUUCGAUGCCCAGGGGUCCUGCCAGCUGUGCCAAGGGUCCUGCCAGCUGUGCCAAGUGUCCUGCCUCGAGAUGCUGUCAACUCAAGGUCGGCGGCUGGUCUCGGCGGUCGUGGCUCAGAACCCUUCUCUGCUAUACCCAGCUGGCACGGAGCGUCUCAAAGAUAUCGUGACCAACUACUCGUCUCUCACUGGGAGCGACAAGUGGACACUGCAGUCCAUCAUGCUGCUCGUCUUCCGACCGAUUCUUGCAAAUGUCGGAGCCAUGGUGAGGUUUUUCACAUUAGCGCCCGGAGGGGGGAGGAGACCUCUGCUUUGUGUUGAUCGUAUCGCAUGAAUAGGAGAGUACGUAUACGACAUGAUAGUUGCCGAUGGUCCGUCUUACGAAAAAGAUACAGAUAAAUGAACAUGGCUGGGCUGGACGAAAUAGGAGCAAGGUACAGAGACAUGUUUGAGGCAUGGAAUUUAGCACGAGAGACGGUAGCUAUGCUGGGGCACAGGAAUGGGGCUGGCAAGGCGGGAAGUGCUCUUGAUGGGAUAGGAAAACCACAUUCGGCAAGUAAGC
Messenger RNA from Ectocarpus sp. CCAP 1310/34, 789 nucleotides. The record is from the annotation of a GenBank genome assembly. Lineage: Eukaryota; Phaeophyceae; Ectocarpales; Ectocarpaceae.